AUGGCUGCUUCGCCACGAUUAGGCCAAGGCUUAGCACGCUUGUCCAUCAGAGCUUCUCAGCACAUGCGUUUGUUCCGAGCUACGUUCCGGCUCGUGCCCAAUCCACGCUCGCAGAAAGACGCCUGGCAUCUGUUUGACACGGUCCAUGCGCUCACACUGCAUCCGCAGCUGCAGCUUGCCCAGUUUACCGUCCCGCGGACCGCGUACCAGGGCACACACCGCUGGAUGAACAAAUUGGAGCUGCUCUACAAGACUGUAGACCAGAGGGAUGUGGACGGCCUCGAAGAGCUGGAUAGCGGGCUGCGUGCGCUGCGCAGCGACCAAUUCGAUAUGCAGCUCGAGCGGAUCGAAGAGGUGCCAGAACCUGGCCGGGGGCAGCCGAAUCUGGAGGAGCACCACGUCUUGCUUCUAAAACCGCCUUUAUCUUUCUCCUUCGCCCGUUUAUACUGGGGCCCCCGUGUUUCUCCUAUCAAGGCUGUGCACAUCUCGAAGCUUGCGGACCGGCUUCUGCGGGAAAUCGAUUUGCGGCUUGACAGCACGCUUUGUGGGGGCCAGAUGGCUGACCCACGUGACAUGAAGGCGCUGCUGGGUCUGAUUGAACAGUUCCAGCCAAACCCGCAGCUUCUGGACUCGCAGUUGCGUUCGUUUGUGGGCCGUUUGGUGAAUCGGUACCGUCAAGUGCUGGAAGAUGAGCUGACAUGUGGGGAGCACAUUGGUGUGAUAUUUUACCAUCUGGCCAAAAUCAGAGGCAUCAAGGUGGUCUCCAACUGUCUGACAAGCGAUCUGUAUCUGUUGACGGCAGUUCUUGACAGGGUGGAGAAAUUAGACGAUUCUGAUAGUGCACAGUGGCAGGAGACAUUUUUCCUGCUGGCGUGGCUGUCGAUCCUGGUUCUGGUGCCUUUUCCGCUCGAGAAAAUCAGACCUGGUCUUGCCAAAGCCAUUUUUGAUCUCUCUCGAAAAUAUCUCCAGUCUAGCGGUAAGGUGAGCGACGCGUCUGCGCUGCUGUUGGCGCGGCUACUUUCACGUGCUGACUGCGCACCGUUAUUGCAGAGUUUCGUCGCCGAGAACUUCAACUCGCUCGCGUGGGAGCAAAAGAGCGUAUUUGAACAGCUCGGCCUCCUAACAACGACAAACCACCUAUUCAGGCUGUGCGCCCCACAGACGCUUGAUAGCUUUGGACAGCGUCUGCUGGUGCUGAUUGCGAACCAACUGGACACUCCGAACGCCUCGAGUUUGCGGUUUUUUGUGAAAAACCUCGGCAAGCUGGGCGUCCAUUUCGUGCGGACGGGCAACUACGACGCCGUCGAGGAAAUCUUCAACUACCUAUUUGAUUUUGUCGGGGACGCCAGCACGGUUAUCCGGUACUCUGUGGCGAAGCAGCUGGCCAAAAUCACAAGCCUGCUCCCGCAACAGCUGCGUAACGACGUGGUGGGUGCGCUGGUUGCACAGCUCGAGCUUCCCGCCGACGGCCGCGUCGAUGCCGAGUCGAUCGACGUCGAGCUCUUCCACGGCGUGUUGCUGGCCAUCGGCGAGCAGGCGCGCACCAGACAGCUGGACACGGCGUUCUUGCCCGAGCUGGCCACUCUGCUGCACCAGACGCUUUUCCUGGAGCAGUACCGCGUGACCCAUGCGGUCGGAUCGAAUGUGCGCGACGCGACGUGUUUCAUCAUCUGGUCGCUAGCCAAGGGGUACAAAACUGAUCAGAUGGGCCUUGAGCUGUGGCGGGCAUUUUUCCGCGACCUGGUGCUCUGCUGCUGUUUUGACAAGGAGCUAAUUGUGCGGCGCGCGAGCGCGGCGUGUGUGCAGGAGAUAGUCGGCCGCCACGGCGAGAUUUUCGAUCGCAAUGACAAGCACAGCCUCAAGGUGAAACUGAUCGAGACGCUGGACUACACGGUGCUCGGGCAGCUCGACAGGGCAUUUGCGUUGAGUUUGGACAUUUGCAAGCUGGGACUUUUGCAGAAAGAGAUCCAGACGGCGCUGGAGAAUGCCGUUUUGCACAGAGAUUAUGAGAUUCGCACGCGGGCAGCACGCACGUUAAGAAAACUCGGCGAUAAACAGCUGAUCCAAAGAUAUUUCCAGGAGAAGUUCCAGCCAGGACGGUUUUAUGUACUUGCGGAGUUGCUUCAGGAUGCAACAGAAGUGGAAACUGACAAGUACCACAGGCUUUUCAAGGACUUCACCUUCGACUUCCAUCGAGACCCGUUCCACAAAGGCGAGGAGUAUUUGUAUCUACUAACGGUGCUGUGUCGCGAGGGAUUUAUUGCCAACGACCACGAGCUGGAAACCGUUUUCAACGUCAUCAGAAAUAGCAGCGAGCAGGUUUCGCAGCGGUUCUGCGAGCUCGCGGCCGUGCUCGUGCUACCAGAAAAAUAUAUUACGAAAUGGCUGCUCUAUAUCAAAACCGGCAGUUUGGUGGCUGCGCGCGCUGUUGGACAUGCAAACUGGCUGGAAACAAGAGUUAACGACGUGCUGGGACUCGUGACGGGGCAUGCUGAUGCCGAGCUGCGCAGUUGUCUCAUUCUGUCGCUCGCAGAGUAUCUGCACCGCCACGACGUGGCUGACCACCAAAAACAGACUCUUAUUGCAUGCCUCGAUGACUACACGGUCACUAACCGCGGCGACGUCGGAAGUCUCGUAAGGUCGGCAACAAUGGAUCUGAUUGAGGCCAACAGAGACAAACUCGGCAAUCACGCGCUCAUCAACAGCAAGCUUCUGCGAAUAGCAGGCGAAACCAUGGAGCGGCUGCGUGUCGCGGCGCUGAAGCUUGUGGCAGACCUCAACGAGUGGCAGUUCGUCCCGCCAGAGUCCGACGUGGACCAUUUCCAGGCACUCAUGAGGAUCUACUGUGCGCAUGUCGUGCAGGACAGAGAGCUUUCUCGCGAGUUUUGGAAAGGCUACUGUUUUUCUGCCGGAUCCCAGCAGUCCCUGGCACAAGCCACUAACGCGGCGCUACUGGCGUUUUUCCAAGCCUGGGAGCAGCUAGAGGACAGGAAAACUACACCGCACAGAGCCGCAUAGAGCGUGCUACCAAAACACAGGACGCCUGCUUACGCUUCCUGUGCAAUGCGCUGGAGUUGAACCUGCCGCUGCCAGCAGAGAUUGCUGCACGGAGCAUCUUUGUGCGUGUGUACAACCUCACGCUGGGUAAAACGCACCCAGGACGGCUCGCGGUGGCUAUUCGCGUCUUUGUCCAGCUGGCACUUGCAGACCCGGCAGACACGAAGGGAGACUGUGUGGCACGGCUGACGUGGCUGAGCAAGAAGCAUCCCACCGCAAGCGUUCGGCUGGCUGCCCUGGAAGCUCUGCAGGAGAUUGAGUGCGACUCACUUUAGCACAUCUUUCAAAUUCACGUUUGCACUGCCGCGUGGUGCGGGCUGCGGGAAGUUCUCUCCGGGUUUCCAGCCGAUCAUAAACACAAACCGGAAAGUCGCCGGCAGGUUGCCCGUGCGUGGGUCGCCGUGCAUGGCGUGGUAGAUCGGCUGCAGCGCGAUCAGCAGGUCCUUGCGCAGAGCAGGCGGCGUGCUCAGGAUCGAGUUCGACUCGCCCAUCAGCUGCAGGUCCUUCAUGAGCGCCAGCACGUCCGGAUACUCCACGACGAUCUCCUCGACGUCGAUCGUCAGCAUCUGGAAGCCGGCUUUUUGCAUCAGGGUGCCGACGUCGGAGGACUCGACGAACGGCGACACACGUGGAGAAAGACCGCCGCAGCGCUCCAUCUCGGCCAAUUGCAGCGCCGUGCGCAGCUCGAACAGCGUGUCGCCGGCAAACAUGGACCCGACAAAGCACCCAUUCGGCUGCAGCGAGUUGUACAGCUUCUUAAAGACCGUCGGCAGGUCGUUAAUCCAGUGCAGCGACAAGUUCGACACAAUCACGUUGAACAUGUCUUUUUUCAUCAGUAGCGGGUGCGAAUACGCCUCCUCGUCUGUGUUGAUGCGCUCAAUGUUCAGCAUGGAGUUGAACGGGGCACUUUUAUAUUUAUCUAGCAUAUUCUGCGACGAGUCCACCAUGUAAAUUUUCUCGAUCUUAGAUCGCACAAGGUUUUUGUCGUCGCGCCAUCGCUUGUCGUCGUCGGGGCGGACGUCGCACAGCUGGCGUUCGAAAUUGCCCGCGUUGCAGCCAAAGUCCAUGACUGUCGAAAACGGCGUUUUCAGGAACGCCAGCCGCUCAAUUGUGCGUCUUGCAACCUCGUCCCUGAUAUAUUCCACCAUCUGGCUUUCCUCGUCGCGGGCGGCCCGUUCGCGCUGUUUGAGCUUCAUAUCGCGAUUAAACACAUGGAUGUACGU
Messenger RNA from Ogataea polymorpha, 4280 nucleotides. RefSeq lists its product as uncharacterized. Gene Ontology annotation, molecular function: beta-tubulin binding; GTPase activator activity. NCBI's taxonomy places the organism in Eukaryota, Fungi, Ascomycota, Pichiomycetes, Pichiales, Pichiaceae. The transcript is spliced from 5 exons. The coding region runs from base 1 to 3018 and encodes 1005 amino acids. The record is from RefSeq and is a predicted model, not a curated record. Gene Ontology annotation, biological process: tubulin complex assembly; microtubule cytoskeleton organization; post-chaperonin tubulin folding pathway.